This is a messenger RNA of Lactuca virosa, 732 nucleotides long. Lineage: Eukaryota; Viridiplantae; Streptophyta; Magnoliopsida; Asterales; Asteraceae. The record is from the annotation of a GenBank genome assembly.
AUGGACAUCUUCUCUACUGAGAACUUAAGCUUCAGUCCAACUGCAGCUACUCCUCGAAUCUCGUUCUCACAUAAUAUCGAUAACUCAUCCAUUGAAAGCUACCCAUACCGAUCCAACUCCAGUCCAGAUUUCGACUUUUGCUUUACCAGUGUUUCCAUCCAAAAUGAAGCUUCUUCUGCUGAUGAACUUUUUAGCAAUGGCUUAAUCCGUCGCUAUAACAGUGAAGAGAAUAUCUUGCUCGACAAGAAUUCUUCUGCUUUGAAACAUGUUACUUCAGCCACAACUAAUCAGUCACGGAUGGAAGAAAAGCCGAAAGAGUUUAUUUUUGUAGAAGGGUGUGAAGGAAACCACUCGAAAUCUUUUUGGAGGAUCAAGAGAAGUAGCAGUCUUCAUUGUGAGAGCACGAAACCGAAGAGUUCAUUUUGGUCAUCACUGCCACUUCUAUCUCGAAGUAACUCAACUGGGUCUGUAAUGAAAGACCGUCAGAAAAAGCAGAAUACCUCCCAAAAGCAAAGCAAUAAGAACUCGUCAAUGGCUGUUGUGAGUAAUAAUAAUGGUUAUUCGUCAAUGAAGCCGCCAUUGAAGAGGAACUAUGGAGGAGGAUAUGACUUUGGGAUUCGAGUCAGUCCAAUUCUUAAUGUGCCACCUCCUUUCAUUUCCAAAAGUGUUGCGAAUAUCUUGGGAUUAGGUUCUUUGUUUCGUCAUGACAAUGAUCACAAGACCAAGAAAUGA